Molecule: messenger RNA, 1810 nt
Organism: Ochotona princeps (American pika)
Lineage: Eukaryota; Metazoa; Chordata; Mammalia; Lagomorpha; Ochotonidae
Gene: STMN4
Product: stathmin 4
Exons: 7
Coding region: 602-1252 (216 amino acids)
Biological process (GO): regulation of microtubule polymerization or depolymerization; microtubule depolymerization; neuron projection development
Cellular component (GO): cytoplasm; neuron projection
Molecular function (GO): tubulin binding
Source: RefSeq, a predicted model, not a curated record
CACCUUAUGAAUCACCACUGAAACCCACCAACCCUCUGAUGGAGUGGGAAACAGGCACCAAGCUCCCCAGCAAGCUAUUUUUAAAGUUCAUCUGUUCACUCUUACUGCUCCUCUAGAUUUCAUAUUCUCCAACCCCCAGAUUUGAAAGAGCUAAAGAUUCUCUAAAUCAUUCAUCAUUCCUUCAGCUAAUAAGCUCUGCCGUCCCCCCCCUUCCCUGUGCACUGCCCCUUCUUCUUCGCCACCCUCACCCUCUGCUUCUCCAGUUCCACAGGCAGCAGAAAAAGCAGGCUCUUUGUCUGACAUCAUCUUCCCCUCCCCAGCCUGUGAAGAGUUACUCAGGCAAUCCCUGCUCCACCAGAGGAGACUGUCCAAUUGCCGAGCAACCCACUGUCAGCCAAUCACAGAGCUUGGAGGUGAUGUCAUGGCAAGAGCCAGGCAGUGGUGCUGAUGUUGAGAGAAGCCCAGGGUACCACUAAUUGAAGGAGUGAGGAAGAGAGCAGCACGCUUCGAACUGGACUGCAGGUUUGUGACCGAGUCCUGAGCUGGUGCCAUACCUACCCUGUGACCUCCAGUUGGAUUCAACAACCAGGUCUCAGCAAACAUGACCCUUGCUGCCUACAAAGAGAAGAUGAAGGAGCUGCCGCUGGUGUCCUUGUUCUGCUCCUGCUUCCUGGCUGACCCCAUGAGCAAAUCAUCCUACAAGUAUGAAGGCUGGUGUGGGAGACAGUGUAGGAGGAAAGGUCAAAGCCAGCGGAAAGACAGUGCUGACUGGAGAGAAAGAAGAGAAGAGGCAGACACAGUGGACCUGAACUGGUGCGUCAUUUCCGACAUGGAAGUCAUCGAGCUGAACAAGUGCACCUCAGGCCAGUCCUUCGAGGUCAUCCUGAAGCCACCCUCCUUUGAUGGGGUUCCCGAGUUUAAUGCUUCCCUACCCCGGAGACGAGACCCAUCCCUGGAAGAGAUCCAGAAGAAACUAGAAGCAGCUGAGGAGCGAAGGAAGUACCAAGAAGCCGAGCUCCUAAAACAUCUAGCAGAGAAACGAGAACAUGAGCGGGAGGUGAUCCAAAAGGCCAUUGAAGAAAACAAUAACUUCAUCAAGAUGGCUAAGGAAAAACUGGCCCAGAAGAUGGAAUCCAACAAGGAGAAUCGGGAGGCGCACCUUGCAGCCAUGUUGGAACGGCUGCAAGAGAAGGACAAGCAUGCCGAGGAGGUGCGGAAAAACAAGGAGCUUAAGGAAGAGGCCUCCAGGUAAAGCCCAGAGGCCAAAGACGUUUCCAGGACAGCCGGACAGCUACAGCAGCUCCUGAGGCAGCCUCUCCCGCAGGCUGCUCUCCCAGCACUGGGGUUUGGGGGGUGGGGGGUGGCCAAGGGGUGUUUCCUCUGCUUUUGGUGUUUGUACAUGUGAAGAAUUGACCAGUGAAGCCAUCCUAUUUGUUUCUGGGGGAACAAUGAUUGGGUGGGAGAGGGGAGAGAAGGAGAGAAUUUGGGAAAUGGAGGUGGAGAAGAACUCAAGGACAUUGCUACACUGCCCAUUGCAGACUCCGGCCAAAUCCUCCAUUUUCAUAUCUCUGUCUGGACACCGAGCACCCAGGCACCGCAUCGAGGAAAGAUAAGAACCAAGGCAGAAGUUCAGAGUGAAGGGCAGAAUUCUGGGUGAGAGUGGCAGUAGAGGCAGGGCCCACAGGAGAAGCCUGGCACGAGUGGGGUGUGGGAUCCGGAGGCGUGGUUUCCACCUUGCAGCAGGUGGGAUGAUGUUUGAGUGUAUGUAUGUGUUAACCAUCACUUUUGAUCAUGACCAAUGAACCAUUUA